AUGGCAGAUUGGCACGACCCAUCAUGCCGCCGCCUAGACGUCUUCACCAGCAGCGGCAUCUCCAGCUGCCUCAGCUGCGGCUCCGUCCAACUCGACCUCGAACCAACAACGCCAGAAACACAUGACGGAAACACAACAGACACCGCCGUCUACAAACCCCUAGAAUCCCAAACAGACAUCCGCCUCCUCACCCUGGGACCAGGCGACUUCGCCGACCCCAUCAGAUGCACCCUCGCCCUCAGCAGCACCUCCAGCAUGACAGACUACGACGCAAUCUCCUACACCUGGGCAAGUGAGGACGGCGCCAUGGCCUGGACGCAGCGCAUCACCCUCGACGGCCGCGCCUUCCCCGUCACAGCCAACUGCGAGACGGCGCUGCGGCGCGUCCGGAGCCGUGGCGCGCAGAGGGUCGUCUGGAUCGACGCCGUCUGCAUGAACCAGCAGGACGUCGAGGAGAGGGGCCACCAGGUGCGCCUGAUGCCGCAGAUCUACUCCCGCGCGCAGCGCGUCCUGGUCUAUGUCGGGGAACCCGUUCCUGAAGAGGAGGCGCUCUUUCGCUUCUUGGAUGAUCCGGACUUGGUCCACGACUGGGAAGGGAGCCGGGCGUUGCCCCGGCUGGCGCUUCAGCAGGCGUUGGAGACGCUGCUCACACGGCGGUACUUCUCGCGGGCCUGGAACCUUCAAGAGGUGGUGCUGGCCAGGCGGGCGACGUUGAUCUGCGGGAGGUACGAGUUGCCUUGGUCUCAGCUCCAGAUCCCCUCGCUGGCGGAUCGGGGCUUGCUCAUCAACACCAAGGAGAAGCCGCGGCUGCUGAACGUACUGCAGCUGCCGUCGGUUCUCCAGUUUCGAGCGCCGGCGUACAGGGACUCGAGUGACCUGCUCCGACUCCUGGACCUGGCGCGUAAUAGCCAUGCGUCGGAUCCCAGAGACAAGCUGUUUGCCGAUAAUGGGCUGAUAUCUUGCGCGCAGAGCGAUGGCAUCAUGGCGGACUAUACGAUGUCUCCUAGGGAGGCGUAUAUGUAG
Molecule: messenger RNA, 1023 nt
Organism: Colletotrichum phormii
Lineage: Eukaryota; Fungi; Ascomycota; Sordariomycetes; Glomerellales; Glomerellaceae
Product: heterokaryon incompatibility protein-domain-containing protein
Exons: 1
Coding region: 1-1023 (340 amino acids)
Source: RefSeq, a predicted model, not a curated record